Molecule: messenger RNA, 918 nt
Organism: Sitophilus oryzae (rice weevil)
Lineage: Eukaryota; Metazoa; Arthropoda; Insecta; Coleoptera; Curculionidae
Exons: 1
Coding region: 1-918 (305 amino acids)
Source: RefSeq, a predicted model, not a curated record
AUGUUUUCUUUAUGUCCUAGCGCGCCUGAACUCCGAGGAUACACGUGGAAUUUUUGUAUAUAUAUCGGCAAGGAUAUAUACGACGUGUCACAUAUACCAGGAACAGAACACCUGUCUUUUUCUGAGAAAAUAGUUGUUCACCUUUGCCAGAAUCUACUGAACAGUAAUCGUGAAGUCAUUGCUGACAAUUGGUAUACAUCAGUUCGUCUUUGCGAGUUUCUUUUGACACAAAACACUUUCCUGACCGGCACCAUUCGAUCAAAUAGGGGCGUUCCAAAAGGUUUAGCUUCGGUUCCGUUACAAAAACAACAAUCAUGUUUUGUUCGCAAGGAUAUGCUUCUUUUAGUUCGGUACAGUGACAAGAAAGACGUUUAUCUUUUGACCAGUAAACAUACUGCUGGAUUUUGUGAAAAACAACGAUAUGAAUCGGGUGGAAAAGUUUUUUAUUAUAACAAGCCACAACAUAUUGAAUUCUAUAACCAAAAUAUGGGAGCAGUCGACGCGGUGGACCAAGAUACUGAACCGUACAGCCCUUUGCGAAAAUCCUAUACUUGGUUUACCAAGAUAGGUCUCCAUAUUUUACAUCAGAUGCUGUUGAACUCCAAGAUAUUUUACAGCCAGGCUCAUAAAAAGCAAGUUUCAAUGUAUAAGUAUACAAGACUAAGCUGUCGCGGUAUAAUUUUGAAAUAUAGUAAAGGAUACCAAGAAAUGAAUGAUAAAAAUAAACCAUCAUCUUCCAAAGUAUUGCAUGCAAUGGCCGAUUUUCCAAAGAAAGUUGGGAAAAAAAGAGCUCUACGAAAAGUAUGUGUUAUUUGUAAAAGACAUGGUGUGCGUAAACUAACAAGAAAAUGCUACAUUGGUUGUCCCGAAAAACCUGGACUCUGCACAGCUGAACAUUUUGAAAAUUAUCACAAAUGA